UGUUCCAUAGUAAUCCAGGUGAUAAAUAGUGUUUACUGUGACUUACAAAAUGGGUAGCUCCCAAAGUUACCCAGGUCUGACCGAAGAUCUCUUAGAUGAUUACACCAAUUUGACAUAUUUAAAAAAAGGUGAAAUAUUACAUUUGAUGAAAAAGUUCAAUUCGAUUGAUCCCGAAAAACUCGAGGCUGAUUACCAUCAUAGGUUUCCCAAGGAGGACAUAAUGAAAAAGUUCGGUGCUUUGAGGAAUAACCCGUUCAGCGACCGUAUUUUCCGGGUGUUUUCAUCGAAGCAGGACGACUGCUUUUCCUUUGAAGACAUGCUGGACCUAUGCUCCGUCAUGAGCUCAGAUUGUCCGCCCGAAGUAAAGGCGGCGUGGGCUUUUAGGAUUUUUGAUAUAGAUGAAGAUAACCAGAUCACCGAAAGUGACAUUUGCGAAAUUAUAAAUCGCCUCACAGCACCCGAACCGACCACUGGAGAAAGAUAUCUCGACGAGUGCUCUAAAGAAAAGAUUGCUAAAAUUAUUCUAGAAGAAAUAAGUUUAGACAAAAAUGGAGGAAUAGCUGCUGCUGAAUUCAAGUACAUGAUCUCAAGAUUAUCUGAAUUUGAAACAUCAUUUUAUUUUCGGUUGUAAAUAAAAGGUGUAUUGUUACAA
Messenger RNA from Ostrinia nubilalis (European corn borer), 652 nucleotides. Its product is annotated as calcium and integrin-binding protein 1-like. Gene Ontology annotation, molecular function: calcium ion binding; magnesium ion binding. The transcript is spliced from 5 exons. The record is from RefSeq and is a predicted model, not a curated record. The coding region runs from base 50 to 631 and encodes 193 amino acids. NCBI's taxonomy places the organism in Eukaryota, Metazoa, Arthropoda, Insecta, Lepidoptera, Crambidae.